GUUGUUUUCUGUUUAUUUUUAAGAACUUGUCAUUUAGUGUCAUUAAUGCCUUGUAUAGAUGUGAAGGGGUUGGUCCCUUUCCUCCAUGCUACUAAACUUCUGGUUCUCCCCUAGGUCCUAUCAGCAGUAUCCUGGUGAAUAAAUAUGGGAGUCUUCCAAUCAUGAUUGCUGGGGGCUGUUUGUCAGGCUGUGGUUUGAUUGCAGCUUCUUUCUGUAAUACCGUACAGGAACUUUACUUGUGUGUUGGAGUCAUUGGAGGUCUUGGGCUUGCCUUCAACUUGAAUCCGGCUCUGACCAUGAUCGGCAAGUAUUUCUACAAGAGGCGACCGUUGGCAAAUGGACUGGCCAUGGCAGGCAGCCCUGUGUUCCUCUCCACUCUGGCCCCCCUCAAUCAGGCUUUCUUCGGUAUCUUUGGCUGGAGAGGAAGCUUCCUAAUUCUUGGGGGCCUCCUACUAAACUGUUGUGUAGCUGGAGCCCUGAUGCGACCGAUAGGGCCCCCGCCAACCAAGGCAGGGAACGACAGGUCUAAAGAAUCCCUUCAGGAUACUGGAAAAUCUGACGGAAAAAAGGGUGUAGGUGAUGCAAAUACAGAUCUUAUUGGAGGAAACCCCAAAGAAAAGAAACGAUCAGUCUUCCAAACAAUUAAUAAAUUCCUGGACUUAUCUCUGUUCACACACAGAGGCUUUUUGCUAUACCUCUCCGGAAAUGUGCUCAUGUUUUUUGGACUAUUUACUCCUUUGGUCUUUCUUAGCAAUUAUGGCAAGAGUAAACAUUACUCUAGUGAGAAGGCUGCCUUCCUUCUUUCCAUUCUGGCUUUUGUCGAUAUGGUAGCCAGACCUUCCAUGGGACUUGUAGCCAACACAAAGUGGAUAAGACCUCGAGUUCAGUACUUUUUUGCUGCUUCUAUUAUUGCAAAUGGAGUAUGUCAUCUGCUAGCACCUUUAUCCUCCAGCUACAUUGAGUUCUGUGUCUAUGCGGGAUUCUUUGGAUUUGCAUUUGGGUGGCUCAGCUCCGUAUUAUUUGAAACACUGAUGGACCUCGUUGGACCCCAGAGGUUCUCCAGCGCUGUGGGAUUGGUGACCAUUGUGGAAUGCUGUCCUGUCCUCCUGGGGCCGCCACUUUUAGGUCGUCUGAACGACAUCUACGGAGACUACAAGUACACAUACUGGGCAUGCGGUAUGAUCCUCAUCAUCGCAGGCAUCUACCUCUUCAUUGGCAUGGGCAUCAAUUAUCGACUCGUGGCAAAAGAACAGAAAGCAGAGAAGCAGCAGAAAAAGGAAAAUAAAGAGGAGGAGACCAGUGUAGAUACUGCUGAGAAGCCAAAAGAAUACACAGCAGAAUCUGCAGAGCAGAAAGACACAGAAGAAAGUCCCAAAGAGGAGGAGAGUCCAGUCUAAACGCGUGGGGCCCAACGGUCAGUAGAGCAGCUUGUGAUCCAAGAUACCUGAAAAUACUCUACUGGCCUGUAAUCCAGCAGUGGUGCUCAAUGCAAAUAGUGGACAUUUGUGGGGGAGAUCAGACCAGGUGUUCAGUGAUGGCAUUUUUGUUUCACUUCUUACCGGUAGCCUGAAUUAAAAAUGCCAUACCUUCAGGGAGGGAGUGGUUGGCAAAGAAUGAGAGAAGGAAGUAGUGUGGGGUUUUUUUGUUUUUUUCUUUGAUUUUUUAAAUCUUAGCUUUUAACAGUGUCCAGAAGAUUAUAAUAUGUGCCUUACGUUUUAGUCUUUAGAACUCUUUAGGGAGCCUUAACUUUUUAAACCAUUCUGCUGAAUUCAUCUAUUUUAAGUAUUACAUUAUAAGGAAAAAUAACAACUAACUUGUUUGAGACCAAUCUAAAAUUUAAAAUUAACCUUCGUUUCAGUGUUACUCGUAUUAUAGUGUCAGACAUCAUCACUGGAAGAUUUAUAAAUAAAAAUAUUGUUUGAAAGUUGGGAUUUUAUAAAAUCCUGACCAAAGUAUUUUCCUGGCAUCAGCAGUUGCCUGGCACUGGGCCCGCUUGCUGUAUAUUUAGGAAAUUUAAGGCAUAAACCUUUGGAACCUUCUUGGCCAUUCUAAACACACUGUACUCAUCAGCACCUCGCUGGAGUCUUUUCUUGGGAUGCUAAUAUGAUUAGUGUUUGAGUAUUGAUUUCAUUCAAUUACUAUUUUCCCUUUUCAAAGACACAUUUUGAGUAGUUAUAGGCCAUUGCCCCCUUUGAGAUCACUUAGUAUUCUUCAGUGUGAAAGUUAAUUUUAAAAUAUGCAAAACUAUGUAUUUGUGCCUCAGUAAAGACCACACAUCUAACGAAAUGUAGACAGAUCUUUCAAACAGCAUCUGAAUUCAGCUUCGGUUUUACCAAAACCUCAGUUAAGCUAUGAGACUUCGAAUCUUUUUGUUACUGAUUUUCCUGGAAUUCUCACCCAUUGAUUCAUAGUGGUUCCAUUUAUAUCUGCGUCUAGCUUAGAGCCGUGUGUGAGAUAGUCAAUCUUCGUAUUUUUUUUUUUUUAAUGUUUGUUAAUUAAAGAAAGCCGGAACAAUUUGGCCCCAGGGAAACCAAUAAGGAUAAGAUUUGGAGAGAAGUUGCUCCUUUCCUUUUUCUGAGAAGGCCUGACAGAAAAUUAUGUUUUGCUUAUAAUUAUUGGACACAUUAUUAAUCUCCAUGCAAACCUUAAAAUAUAUUGUGACCCUUUUUACUUACAUGAAAAGUAGAGAAAUGGGUUUAAUAUAAGGAUAGGGAGGAUGGACCAGAAUGAAAACUGUAAAUAUUUUUUAACCUAAUAAUCUUCUAAAAUGCACAAGAAGAUAAUGAUAGACACUCGAUAAAUUAUAUUCAGUGAAUUUUAAAAUAUCAUUGUAAUUGACACAGUGAAAGUAUAGGUACAAAAACUUUUGUGUAACAGACUGGCUUUUCCAAAUAAACUUUUUUUUUCUUUUUUUUUAAGAAAUGUUUCUCCCUCCAAAUGUUUACUUUCUUGAGAAAAUAUUACUGUGUCUUUAUUUUCAUUAUCAAAAUCCAGUUUGGCCCUUGCUAAUAUUAAAUCAUUUAGCUUAUGUGCUCUGGGAAUUGUGUAUAUUGCUAAUUUUAUUUUUAUUUUUCUUUCAUCUUUAAAGCAAAGAAGAGGGGAAUUUCAAAAUCCCCUCUCUGAAAGCAUCCAAAGCAGUUAGACUUCAGGGCACAAUGAAAACUCCCUUUCUUUGCCUGAGCGUCAUGGCAGAUGGAGGAGGAAUUUUAGGGGAGAGGCCUGCUGUGAUUGUUGGCAGGCUUGGCUCCAGUUGGGACUCAGCUAUUUUCUGUGGCCCCGAGUCCAUAACCUCUAUGUGCUUUUCUCCCUUCCAUAAAAGUGAGGAUCACUGUCCAUGAGGUAAUAUAAGUAAAGGAAAUGGGAAGGGGAGGUAGGGUGGAGGAAAAGGACAAGAUUAUUUUCCUCAAUAGGGGAGGAAGACUUUUCCCUUUUUCCUUUCUAGGUUCUUUGGCUGGCCUAAUAACUAUAUUGACAUAAGACAGUAACAGGAGAAAAAUUUAAUUUCAUACAUACGGGAACUUCACAUAGACAUGGCAGCAUCAUAAAUAAUUAGGCAGCUGAGGCUUACAAGCCAUCCUGAACUAAGGAGAAGGGGGCUAGGGAUCUUCAGCUUCAAAAGGAAUAAAAACAGUUUACAGGAAGAUGGGAAGAACAAAUGUUCAGUAAAACCAUGCCAUGUGAAGUCUUACGUUUAAAAAAGAGUUACCUUUGGUAACAGUUCUCUUCCCUGGUACAGACUCCCUGUCUAAAUUAUUUCAGGCAGUAACAGGGAAGGUAAAAGUUCUCCUUGAGUCUAUUAGGCAUUGGCUGCCUUCAGCUCAAAUAAUCCACAUACUAACAUGGCACAUUUAGGGGCAGCCCUGCCCUGGACCCUGUCACCCCCAUCACAGUUGUUGAGCUACAUCCAUACCUAAGACCCUGCUUAGUCUUUGUUCAGUAGCUGAAUCUUUUUAGUGAAGUGAGGGGUUUGUGGUGCAGAUUGACCACUACUCAUUAGCAGCAAGGAUUGAAAACUGACUCAAAGAUGGAAUUAACAAACCUUUUAUUGCCAGUCCAACCCUGACUUUCUCCCGCUAAAGAGGGAGGAUUUAAACUGUUCAUUCAAGAUCAACUUUGAUAACAGCCAACAUUAAAACCUAAUAGGGGCCUCCUCUGUGCUGUGUCUUCUUGCUAACAGUCCGUGGAUUUUCUCUGUGUUGUAGGUUGUGUUUGUCCUUUACUCUGUGUGAGGAUUAAGUUUUAUUCCAGGUUUCACUGGCUGCUUUGGGAAAAUACAUGUAUGCACAAAGUACCUGCCUAUUCUUGCUUGUUCUCUGUCCCACACUGUCUGUAAGUCACAGAGAGAACUUAUCAGCUCUGAGGUAGCUGUAUGUAGUGCUUGGCUCUGUUCAAGAGUCUGCUCUGUAACAGGCCCCCAAGCCAAAGCUGGGAAAUUACUUAAGAUGAUAGGUUGGGCAAUCACAGAUUAUCAUGGUGACAAGACUGUAUUCUCAUGCUAUACGCAAGUUUGUUGAGAAUUUAAAUUGUCUGAACUAGUCAUAAGUGAAUAAUUUCUACAAAAAGUAUUCGGGAAAACAUGAUGGUAAAACAAAUUAUGGAAAACUUUAGAGGUGUUUAAUCCCUCGUUUAAUCACACUGGUGACUAGUCCUGAAUUCUUGGAUUAUCUGAAUUUAGUUUAUAUGUGUACUAUAGAUAACUUAUGUCAAUAUUAAUCCUGUAUUUAAAAAUUUUUUUUGUCAAAAACCACUUAAUAUUUUUGUAUGAGCCAAUGUUUUGCUGUAUUCAAUUUCAGACUGAUAAAUCGGGUAUUGGUUAGUGUGAAAAACCUAAAUGUCUGGGUUUUACCUUCCAUAGCGAAUGGUUCACAGUAUAAUAAACUUAAUAAUCAGGUACCCGCA
Messenger RNA from Hyaena hyaena (striped hyena), 4899 nucleotides. RefSeq names its product monocarboxylate transporter 1. Gene Ontology annotation, molecular function: monocarboxylic acid transmembrane transporter activity. The coding region runs from base 162 to 1397 and encodes 411 amino acids. The transcript is spliced from 3 exons. Lineage: Eukaryota; Metazoa; Chordata; Mammalia; Carnivora; Hyaenidae. Gene Ontology annotation, biological process: monocarboxylic acid transport; transmembrane transport. The record is from RefSeq and is a predicted model, not a curated record.